GUGAGUUUACUCUACUCAAUAAGGCCGUCAAUUUAGUGUUGGAAUUUUGUUGCAGCUCCCUCUAGUAGCCUGGAUAUUAACAGUGUUUCAACCAGCCUCGGUCUCCCCUACUCUUGUUUUGAAGCUUGUCACGGAAUUGCAACUUUAUUAGCCUAAUAUUUUCUAAAGACAAAGUAGGCUAAUUACCAACUGAACUAUGUGGUCUAAACCAGUUCUUCGACUCAAUUGAAUGGGAGAUAGGCCUAUUCUAGCAUUCAGUUUCCUGGAACAUGUUCCAACGCCCAAGCUGGCAAUCUGAAAUGAAAGUGAAACUUACUAGCUUUCUGAAAUAGCAUGCAGAUCCACUCAAACGGCUUCAGAUACGACCAAGAUGGACAAGUAUCCAUAUCGAGUUUACGCAGAGAUAGAGAGUGAAGGAUUGCCUAACCAUCAGAAAGUGCUCCCAAAACUCCAAAUAUACUUUCAAAGUAAGAAGAAAUCAGGCGGGGGUGAUUGUGUCGUGGAAUUUGGUGAGAAAGAGAACUCGGCUACUAUUGGGUUCAAACAAGAGGAGGUCUUAUCGAGGGUUCUUCUCAACACGCAACAUGAAAUCACCAUUGACAACAAGCAGUUGAAGAUAUACCUCACGACGGAGAGAAAAUCGAAGGAGUCAACAAUACCACCUUCUGGAAGUCAGUCAUCCGAAGUAAAGGGAACUGGAUCCCAAUUUCAAGAUCCUCAGCAUGAAGGUGCCAGUGCCUCUGACUAUACUGACGUUCAGGAGGAGAGGGCUGAAGAAAUCUAUCAGCCCAAAGCUGUUGUUGUGGAGAACAUCCCAGAAGACAUGACGAGGGACAUUCUGGGACUGAUAUUGGAGAACAUCACUGGUGUCUCUGAGGAUGAAUACACUAUGGAACUGAUCUACGAGUCUCAACUUGCUGUUGUAACAUUCACUAACCCUGAUAAUGUGAAGAAAUUUCAGACAGAAGCCAAGCUCAACAAAAAGUUUCAGAACUACAAUCUGACUGAGAGGGUCCUGGAAAGAACCUGCAGUUUGAGGAUGGAGUGUCUGCCACCUAAUGCCAACAAAGACCUGAUAGAGCUCUACUGUGAGAAACAGAAAGUUGAAGUAAAGAGUGUUGCCAUGAUACCAGAGGAAAAUGCAGCUGUCGUCACAUUCCAAAAGCCUGAAGAUAUUGUGACCAUGCUAAACACACAACACAAGAUCAGCAAAGUUGAAGUCAGCAUCCAUCCAUACUACAAGUCACUAGGCACAGCGCUGUGUGGUAAAGACAGACCAAGAUGGAAGAUUCCAGACUCUUUCUCUGUAAGCAUUCACCAAGCACUUCUGGAGUUUCUCCAGAAUAAGAAGCUACCAUCUCACAUCAAUGACCAGAUGCAGGCACACCACUGCCAGGUGAGCAUGAAGAGCAUAGACGUUCUGCUCAGUCCACUUCCAACCCUGCUGAAGAUGAAGGGACUCACAGCCAAACACAUAGACGGCUGGAAGGAGAACACCUCAGAUGCUUUCCACCAGAUCAUGUCCAAAUAUGGAACACUUGAGAAGACGAUGAACCCGGAUGUGUGUAGCUCAGUGGCAGAAGAGCUGCUACCAAUGGUGCAGGACCAUGUUGGCAUGAAGAUGGAUCCCAUUAAAGGACAAUUAACACUGGCAGGAAUGACUAAAGACAUAGAUAACUUGAGACAGAUAGUGGAUGGUAUAGUGAAUAAGACUACAAAUCAGCUUGAGCGGGAGAGGAACAGUGUUGAACAGGAAAUGGAUUUGCCUGCUGACAUGUUUAAACUCCUGCAGCUUGAUGGCCUGUCACAAUACAUGGCAGCCUCCUGCCCUCAGGUGUCUCUUGAUUACAAACUCAACAGAAAGAAAAUGAUCCUCUCAGGUCUUACCAAUGAGGUCCUAAUUAUGAAGACAUGGGUCCUUGAGAAGAGAAUGCAGAUGAAACAAUUGCCAGUGGAGCUUGACCGUCACAUAGUGGAGUUCCUGAUGGCAGUGGACAGCGAGAUGAUGUCUGAUCAUCUCUUCUUCUCCCGUGGAAUCCAUGCCAUUUAUGUGAUCAAGGACAGAGCUGUGUUUUUGACUGGAAGCUCAGAAAGAUCCCUGAAUGAGUCUAUGCAGAGGAUGAAGGAGACUCUGGCUUUCAGGGUCCUUACUGUUGAGGAUGGGAAGGUGCUCAGUAAGUCAGAAUGGAAAACUCUGAACACUGAAGUCCUUAGUAUGUACAACACACCCGGGAAGAUUUCGCUGUUGAAAAUAUCUUCAAACUCAUCUGACAGUCUCAUCGUUACUGGUUUUAUUGAGCCUGUCAAGGAAGCGAGCCAAAUCCUUCAAGAGUUCCUGCAAGAUCAUGCAAGAGUUGUAAACACUGUGAAGGUCAAAUGCUGUGCAGCUAAAAGGUUUAUUGAAGAACAUAAAUCAGAAGAAUGGAAAAGAUUUACAAAAGUUGGUGAGGUGGUGGUAAUUUUUGACCCAAAACGUCCACGAAUCAAGCUGUCAGGAGAGCGUACUUAUGUUAAACCUGCUGUGGAUGCUUUCAAAAAGAUGGUGACCAGUUUGUUUAUAGAUGAAUUGAAAGUCUGUAAGCCUGGAGCAAAGAAGUAUUUCCAGGAACAAGGUAGCUUGCUACUAUCAAUGAUGGUAAGGGACCAUCGCUGUGUUGUUCUGCUUCAGGACGACAGUAUGUUGGAGGAUGAGGAUGAGGAUGAUGAAGAUGAAAGAAGUGAUGGAAAAUUCUCAACAUUCUCAGACUCUCAGCAAGGCUACUGUGAGGUUAAGAUGCCUUGUGGGGUGCUCAUUGCAGUCAGCAAAGCAGACAUCUGCAAGUUUCAAGCGGAUGCUGUUGUGAACGCUGCAAACGAAGACCUGAAGCACAUUGGUGGUCUGGCGUUAGCCUUGCUAAAUGCUGCUGGCCGUCAGCUCCAGAGUGACUGUGACAGGUACACAUCCAAACAUGGACCACUACGUCCUGGAGAUGCCAUCAUCACAGAGGCUGGACGUCUCCCUUGCAAACAUGUCGUUCAUGCUGUCGGUCCACGAUUCUCAGACACAGACAGCAAGACCGCAGUGCAGCGUCUUACACGUGCCAUCACUGAAAGUCUGAACAGGGCAUCCGGGGCAAACUGCACUUCCAUCGCUAUCCCAGCUAUCAGCUCUGGAAUUUUUGGAUUCCCGCUGGACCUUUGCACAGACACCAUUGCCACUGCUGUGCGUGAAUACUUUGAGAGGGGUCAUCAACAAGGCAGGAAUUCCUUGAACAAGGUCUACCUGCUCAACAAUGAUGACAGGACUGUGAAUGCAAUGGUCCAGGCUGUUGAGAAGGUAUUCCAUGACAUGAAUCCAAGAUCUGAGUUCCCACAACAAGCUACAUCCAGAAGACCUACAUACAGUGGAAGUGGUAAUCAUGGGCCUAGAAAUCAGUGGGAAGGAGAAAAGAAGUGGCAGAGUUCAUCCACACGACCACAUUCAGAAAAAUAUAACCAUGGGCCUGGAAAUCAGUGGGAAGGAGAAAAGAAGUGGCAGAGUUCAUCCACACGACCACAUUCAGAAAAAUAUAACCAUGGGCCUGGAAAUCAGUGGGAAGGAGAAAAGAAGUGGCAGAGUUCAUCCACACGACCACAUUCAGAAAAAUAUAACCAUGGGCCUGGAAAUCAGUGGGAAGGAGAGAAGAAGUGGCAGAGCUCAUCCGCACAGCCACAUUCAGAGGGGUGGACCACUCAACCAGACACAUCAGGAGUCCUGGAGAGCAAACAAACAUCUGACGGAGUCAGAAUACUUCUGAAGAAAGGCAGCAUUCAAGAUGCAUCUACAGAGGUUGUGGUGAACACAGUUGCAGAGAACCUGAACCUCACCCAAGGAGCCGUCUCCAAUGCUCUUCUCCGGGCUGCUGGACCGCAGCUCCAGUCAGCAGCCUCUGAUGAGGCCAGAGGAGGCAGGAUGAGUUAUGGGGAAAUGGUGAUAACGGAUGGCUUCAACCUCAGAUGCAGGAAAGUUUUCCAUACUGUCUGCCCUCCUUGGGACCACAGAGGUGGCAAGUCAGAAGAGGUAUUGAAGACCAUUAUAAAGGAUUGUCUGCGAGAGGUUGACAAGCGUGGACUGGCCUCUGUUACCUUCCCUGCUAUCGGCACUGGGAAUCUGGGUUUUCCGAAAGACCUGGUCCCCAGGAUUAUGUUGGAGGAAACAGAGAUGUUCUGCAAGAAAAUCAAUCCUCAACGCUUAAGGGAGGUUGUCAUCAUAGUACACCCCUCUGACCAAGAGAGUGUGGAUUGCUUCAGGAGGGCGUUCCAAGGAGGAAGAAAAAGACAAAGCAAAGCUGAACCUCAUGGCAUCAACAAGAAAACAGGGCAGGGCUUUCACAAACAGAAAGCACAACAACCAUCAGGACUAUGGGGUCAAGUCAAGACUACGUCUUUGGGGAUACACUCUGUGCGCAUCGGUCACCUGACCCUAGAGGUGUCAAGUGGUGACAUCACCAAAGAGGCUACAGAUGUCAUUGUGAAUUCUUCCAAUAGCACAUUCUCUCUCAAGUCAGGGGUUUCCAUGGCGAUCCUCGAGGCUGCUGGCCCAUCAGUAGAAGCAGAAUGUUCAGAGUUUGUGAGUUCACCCAAUUUCCAAUCCUGUGAAAUGAUUUUGACGAUGGCGGGCAAACUUCCAUGUAAACAUAUUGUCCAUCUCGUGGGAAGAAAUAAUCCCAGUGAUAUCACAAAUAAUGUCUGUGAGGUUCUCACAUUUUGUGAGAAGAGAAAAUUUACCUCUGUCUCCUUUCCAGCUCUUGGCACAGGCCAAGGUGGAGCAAGUGCAUCCGCGGUGGCUGAUGCAAUGAUUGAAGCCAUAGUGAGCUUUGUGAAGAAGACUAAGAGUCAACAUAUACGGAGUGUGAAGAUCCUCAUCUUCCAAACUAACAUGGUUUCAGUGUUCCACCAAAGCUUGCUGGCACGACAAGCAAAAGGAGGGGAAGACGACAAGGGGUUUUUGAAAAAUUUAAAGGUAAGACCAAAAAACAAAACAAAGAAUUACUUUUUUUCACCUGGUCGAUCUGAGGAACAGGCAUCUGAUGAUGAGGAGUUUGUGAUGGUGGGUGAGGAGUUUGCUCCCGCUAUAUUCCAGCUCUGUGGAGAGACGUCUCAGGAGGUCAAGAGAGCCAAAGACUGCGUGACCAGCUUGAUCAUGAAGGAGCAGACUUCUACUCAGAUUCAGGACCCACUGAUUAACCGUUUCACCCAGGAGGAUUCUAAAGAGCUCCAGGAUUUGCAGAGGGAGUUGACCGUCAGCAUCAGGGUGGACCAGAGGAGGGCUGAGCCGGUCAUCUACUUGGAGGGCUUGACUCGUGACGUGUUCAAGGUCGAAGGACGAAUCAGAGAUAUGAUUCGGAGGGCAGACAGGAAGGAGACAACCAGAAAGGAGGCCUUCAUAAUCAGCACCCUGGUAGAAUGGCAGUAUCUGGAUCGUAACAAUCAACUUGUGGCAUUUGAUAUGUACACUAAUAUGACUUUAGAGCAGGCCUUCCAGACUAAAAUGCAGAAAGUGACAAUCAACAUCGGCAGUCAUAAAUAUGAGGCAGAUCUGGUGGGUAAAGUAGCCUCAAAUGGAAGGAAUGAUAUAGAACUUAAACGAGUCGAUCGAAAAGAUGCAUCAGUGAGCUUACCUAAUAAUUGGGAUGACAUGAAGGGCAAGAUUGUUGUUCAAAUCCAGCUUAAAGCAGGCACCAACGAAUACAAUGACGUUGAGAAGGAAUUCCGCACAACUGGCAUAACAUCAAAUAUAAUUCAGAUUGACAGAGUCCAAAACAGCACACUUUGGAGGAACUACAUGAUAAAGAAGGAAGAGCUUGAUCAGAGGAAUAAGCACACAAACAAUGAGAAAAGGCUUUGGCAUGGCACAAGUGCAAAUAAGAUAGACCAAAUCAACAAUCAGGGUUUUAACCGAAGCUUUGCUGGGUCUCAAGUCGGUGCCCUGUAUGGAAAUGGCUCCUAUUUUGCUGUUGACCCUCAAUACUCAGCCAGUGGCUAUGCCAGGGCCGAUGGCAAGGGACACCAGCGUAUGUACCUUGCAAGAGUUUUGGUCGGAGAAUUUACUCUAGGAUCAGGUGGCCUGCUAACAGCUCCUGCCCGGAAUUCUGGGAGUUCAGCUGACUUGUAUGACAGUGUAACAGAUAAUAUGACAAACCCCAAGAUGUUUGUAAUCUUCAAUGAUGUCCAGGCCUAUCCUGAGUACAUCAUCACAUUUCAGUGAUAUCUUCUGUUUUCAGGAAAACAUUAUUCUGUAUAAAUCUGUAAGGUUUUUGGUACUUUUACCUUUUCUAGGUGUGACUCCAUCCAACUCUCCUUUUAAGCAUAUUGAUAUUUGGCUAAACGAAAUGUGAGUCUUUGUGUGUUUCUACCUGCUGUGUUAUAUAAAUUAAAAAUGGACACAUGUUAUCAAGGAAUGAACAGCGAACAGCUGUGAGUUCAGAACUUCAGGUUGUCUGGGCAUCUUUAACCAUAGACUGUAUAUACAGUCUAUGUCUUUAACAAAUACACAUAAUCAAACAAAACAAAUGCAAUUUAAUGUAUACAAACACAUUUCUUAGCUUGUUGAUUGAUCAUACUGUAUGUACAUUGUAGCCUAUUGUAUGUUAGAUUGAUUAAAAAAGCAUUAAUGUUGCCUUAAUUGAAGUAUAAGUGUAUAUAUACUAUUUUGAUCCCGUGAGGGGAAAUUUGGUCUCUGCAUUUAUCCCAAUCUGUGAAUUAG
Messenger RNA from Alosa alosa (allis shad), 6724 nucleotides. Its product is annotated as protein mono-ADP-ribosyltransferase PARP14-like. Gene Ontology annotation, biological process: negative regulation of gene expression. Gene Ontology annotation, molecular function: transcription corepressor activity; NAD+ poly-ADP-ribosyltransferase activity. Gene Ontology annotation, cellular component: nucleus; cytoplasm. NCBI's taxonomy places the organism in Eukaryota, Metazoa, Chordata, Actinopteri, Clupeiformes, Clupeidae. The coding region runs from base 371 to 6226 and encodes 1951 amino acids. The record is from RefSeq and is a predicted model, not a curated record. The transcript has 17 exons.